Papilio polytes (common Mormon) is the source of this 2176-nucleotide messenger RNA. It is a transcript of the gene tmod, whose product is annotated as tropomodulin-1. Gene Ontology annotation, biological process: pointed-end actin filament capping; myofibril assembly. The transcript has 11 exons. Gene Ontology annotation, molecular function: tropomyosin binding. The coding region runs from base 148 to 1296 and encodes 382 amino acids. Lineage: Eukaryota; Metazoa; Arthropoda; Insecta; Lepidoptera; Papilionidae. Gene Ontology annotation, cellular component: myofibril. The record is from RefSeq and is a predicted model, not a curated record.
UCGCCGCUUAGACCGCGCGGUCAGCGAUGUGUUUCGAUUAAUAAUUCCUAGUGCCGAUAAAUCGAUUAUGAAAUAUUGACGUGCCCCAUCCCUAGUGUAGUGAAUGUGUCAAAGUUAUAACGAAGUGUGAAGUGGAAUUAGUUGAUCAUGACGGAAUUCUAUGGAUCAUGGAGCGACGGCCGCCCUGGCGACGGCGUUGGGGAUGGAGACGAGGUGGAGGAGACCGUGGAGACGGUCGAGACCAUCACGACGACGACCACGACCAGGAAGACGGUGCCGUCGAAAUCGUCGUCGACGAAAACUACCACAAUGACAACUCCGGCUAAGCUGUAUGGACGAGAAUUAUCUGCUUAUGACGAAGUGGAUGUCGACGAAUUACUGGCGAAAUUAUCACAGGAAGAACUCACCAUGCUCGCCAAGGAAGUAGAUCCUGAUGACAACUUUCUCCCUCCCUCACAGCGGAAUAAUUAUGCAUGUGAGAAGGACCCAACAGGCCCCCUGAACCGCAAGAAAUUGAUAGAACACAUCAACAAACAGGCAUUAGAGACACCCGACCGGCCUGAAGUUAAACCAUAUGUCGCUGGAGUUAUACGUGGCAAGAAGUGGAUCCCUCCGCCGCCUCCGGAGAAGGUGCGUGAUGCUGAAGAGCAGAUCACCAUCGAUCUUGGAGAUGAAUACGAACAGGCCCUCACUACUGCCACGCAGGAGGAGAUCAUUGAUUUGGCUGCUAUCCUCGGCUUCCACUCUAUGAUGAACCAGGAUCAGUAUCACGCGUCGUUACUCAACAAAGGCCAGCCUGUUGGCCUCGGCUGGGACGGCAUCACUAAAGCCACUAAGCCUAAAGUGUACCCUAUGGACCCUCCCAACGACACGGACCCCGAGGAGACCAUCAAGAGGGUACAGGAGAACGACCCCAAGCUCAUCGAUCUCAAUUGGAAUAAUAUUAAGAACAUAAGCGAGGAGAAGUUCGAGAAGCUGUUCGAAGCUCUGAAGAGCAACACACACCUGGAGGUGCUGUGCCUGGUGAACACUUUCUUAAUAAUAUUAGUAAGAUUUGAUUAUGUUUGUUUCCAGCGGUCGCAAGUACUAGGAAACAAGAUCGAGAUGGAGAUCACGUCCCUGGUGGAGCAGAACCCGACGCUGCUGCGGCUCGGCCUGCACCUCGAGUACAGCGACGCGCGCCACCGCGUCGCCAGCCAUCUGCAGCGGAACAUCGACAGAAUACGGAAAGACCUAACGCUGCGGCUUCAGUUCAGGUUCUUUAACAACCUGCAAAAAGGCGCGCGCAGCCAAUAAGGCGUGCGUAAGUACGCCAGCAACGCCGGAGCCAGAACAGCGCUUAGAGUCCUGAACUACACGUGUGGCGGCCGUAUUCGCCGCUUGAGUCAGUUCACCCGCAGCCCCAGCUGGGUGGUGGGCUGGAUCCCGUGAGCCGCCGCACAGAUCUUCUGUACAACUCUUUGUCACUGUGUAGUACACAACACAACACUAACGCCGCGACACGAACAUACGCUUCGAUACACGUAAUCCUAGGAGCCGAAUUCCGAUACGAACUAGAUAUAACCAGAUCUAACCGCUUUGAACCGGUGCAAGCGCUGAACAUGCGCAUUUUUUAUAUUUGUAAAAACUGAAUGCUAGAGUAUUUUCUAUUUUUUUUAAUAUGUUUACUCAAGGUAUUAUUAUUUUAAAUCCUUUUUUUUAUGUUAGGUGCUUUUUUUGGUGCAAUUUGUUUAUUCUUGACUGUUUUAUCUCAGUAGAAUUUCGGCUCUGGGACGUUACUUGACAUUUUUUAAAUAUUUUUUAGAUUUUAUAUCGACUUUGCCUUUGGUGUAUUAAAUAUUUUGAACUAGACAAAAUGUAAGCUUAAGGUGUUAUGAAAUUAAAGCUUCAACGAUUUCAAUAAAUUUUUAACGCUAAAAAUUGUAAAUGAAUUUGCUAUUUGUGAUUUUUAUAGAAGCUAUUUUAGAUUUUUUAAUGAUGACAUAGACACUUUUCACACUCGAUGUUUUAGUUUUACUACACAAUUUCAAAGAUCAGUUGACAGUUACAAAUAUGAUUUACGAUGUGAAUGAUGUAAGGAAACAGAAAUUGUGGUUUUAUGUACAAAAACCGAUAAUUUGGUUUAACCGGUUGAUGGCAGGCCCAUCACUAUUUUAAGUGUCAUAGAAUCGACGCU